This is a messenger RNA of Pyricularia pennisetigena, 654 nucleotides long. RefSeq lists its product as uncharacterized. The coding region runs from base 1 to 654 and encodes 217 amino acids. The transcript has 3 exons. The record is from RefSeq and is a predicted model, not a curated record. NCBI's taxonomy places the organism in Eukaryota, Fungi, Ascomycota, Sordariomycetes, Magnaporthales, Pyriculariaceae.
AUGGACUUUGCACCCUACCAGUCCUCCCCUCCGGAGCAUGCCCGAUCGCCGAUAGACUCGCCCCGCACAUCCCUGGAGCGCAGGCCAUGGUCGCCAGCGCGAGGCGGCAACUACUACAACAACAACAACAACAACGCCGCCGCAUCCACGACUUCACCACCGCCUCUGCAGCACCCGCAGCCGCAGCGACAGUGGUCGGGCGGCAUCCCGAGCCCGAGCUACUACCAACAGCAGGGUCUGGGAUCCGGGGCCGGAGGGGAUGGCUACUUUGCAGGGCGCGGCGGCGGGCCCUGGGGCGACAGGGACGGUACGCUGAGCGAGUUCGACACGAGCCUGGGCAUCAGGCUUGACUACGAGGCCUGCCUUGCGUACCUGUUCUUCCCGCCGUUGGGGGCGAUAGUGCUGCUCAUAAUGGAGAGGAAGAGCGAUUAUGUCAGGUUCCAUGCAUGGCAGUCGAGCUUGCUUUUCACCGCCAUUUUUGUCAUUCACUUGAUCUUCUCCUGGUCGAGGUUUCUCAGCUGGGUCUUCUUCAUUGGAGAUCUUGUUCUGAUGGGAUUCCUGACCCUGAAGGCGUAUCGCGAUGCAGACACCCUCGACAGGUACGAGGUUCCAAUAGUCGGUCCGCUGGCAAGCAGGAUUUUGGACGACGAGUAA